Cynara cardunculus var. scolymus (artichoke) is the source of this 2457-nucleotide messenger RNA. RefSeq lists its product as uncharacterized. NCBI's taxonomy places the organism in Eukaryota, Viridiplantae, Streptophyta, Magnoliopsida, Asterales, Asteraceae. The transcript has 6 exons. The record is from RefSeq and is a predicted model, not a curated record. The coding region runs from base 1 to 2457 and encodes 818 amino acids.
AUGGCUAAUUCGGAGUUUGCUUUUAAAUUUUAUGAUGCUAGUGUAAAGAUUCAUCCUUCAGGUCUUUCCGAUCAUUCUCCGGUGGUCUUAUCGUUUAAAGGUGGUGCUCGGGAAAAGAGGUAUGGUUUUAAAUUUGACAAUUUCUUGACUAUUCACCCGGAUUUUCUUCAAAUUGUUAAGGAUGAAUGGGCUAAUCAUAUUGAGGGUACUUUCAUGUUUCGCGUGACUAGCCAUUUGAAGGCCCUCAAGACUCCCCUUCGGAAGCUUAGGAAGUCUUAUGGUAAUCUUGGACAACGUGUUUCUUUUCUUAAGACUGAAUUAGAUCGUAUUCAAUUGGAUGUUGAUUCAGACCCCUCAAAUGAUGAAUUAGGUCUUGAACUUGGUCAUAUUCGUAUAGCGUAUCAAAAUGCGUGUUGGGUUGAGGAAUGUGCGGCUAAACAAAGAGCGAAAAUUAAUUGGUUGAAUGAAGGGGAUAUGAAUACCAAAUUCUUUCAUAAAGUGAUCAAAGAUCGGAACUACUGUAAUUCCAUUCAAUCGGUUUGCUCUAGUGGUGGUGAGUACUUUUAUGGUGAAGAUGUCCCGAAAAACUCUCUCUUUAUCGGAUGCAAACUAUAUGAUCCGGCCGAUUUUGAUGAAAUUAAAAAUGCUAUGUUUAGCAUUGGUGAUUAUAAAGCUCCAGGAUCGGAUGGUUUUUCUUCAAAGUUUUUUAAACAAGCAUGGGAGAUUGUUGGUCGUGAUGUGACUCUUGCAGUCCAUAACUUCUUUUAUCGAGGUAACCUUCCUAAGAACUUGAACCAUACUCUUAUUUGCCUUAUCCCGAAAUCUUUGAAUGCUUCUAGGGUCACGGAUUAUAGGCCUAUAGCAUGUUGUAAUGUGCUUUACAAAUGCAUUAGUAAAGUCAUUGUUAAUAGAAUGAAGGGAUCUUUAGAUUCCCUAAUUGAUAAAGCCCAAUUGGCUUUUAUCCCUGGUAGGAGGAUUACGGAUAAUAUUCUUAUGGCUCAUGAGCUUGUUUCUGGGUACCAAUCGUCUAAUGGCCCACCUAGAUGUGCGUUUAAAAUUGAUAUUAAAAAGGCUUAUGAUACGGUGGAUUGGCGUUUUCUAGUUGUUAUGCUUGAAGGCUUAGGAUUCCAUCCGGUUCUGGGGUUUUCUAUGCUCCUUAAACAAUGUAUUCGUGAAGCUGCUGAGUUUGGUUACCAUCGGGGUUGUGAGGAGCUAGAAUUGACUCAUCUUUGUUUUGCGGAUGAUUUGUUUGUAUUUACUAAAGGGGAUGUUCUUUCGGUGGAAGUUCUCAAGAAGGCAAUUUAUCUGUUUCAAUGUCGUUCGGGAUUAGCACCAAGUCUUGAAAAAAGUGAAAUUUAUUUUGGAAAUGUGCCUUCCAACAUUAAGGAGGCCAUUCUAGAGUGUCUUCCUUUUAAACUUGGUUCUUUUCCUGUUCGCUACUUGGGGGUUCCUUUAUCUCAGGCUCGAUUGAAACUGUGUGAUUAUGCUCCAUUAAUUGCUAAGGUAAAGGGUCGUAUCAUUAAUUGGAAGUCUAAGUUUCUGUCGUUUGGUGGGCGUCGGCAACUUAUAAUAUCGGUCCUGCAAUCCCUACAACUUCAUUGGAUGUCAGUUUUCUUAUUACCUUCAGGGAUAAUCCAUGAUAUCGAGUCUAUUUUUCGGAAAUUCCUUUGGGCUCCAAGGGAUGAUCUGAGAGGUAGAUGUAGAUUAUCAUGGGAUGUGGUUUGUCGUCUUUUGGAUGCUGGUGGCCUCGGGAUUAAGCGGCUAUCUAUUUGGAAUAGGGCUUUAUUGGUGAAACAUGUGUGGGAUGUAGUGAGGCGUCGGGAUUCAUUGUGGGUUUCUUGGAUUUAUGGUCAGUAUCUUCGUUCUUCUCAUUUCUGGAUGAUUGGGGAUGGUAGGGCUACAAAUGCUUGGGAAGAUAAUUGGCUAUCCUAUGGUCAUCUUUCGGCGUUUAUUUCUUAUCGGUUUGUUCAUUCUUGUGGUUUUUCUACUUCUACGACUGUUCGUGAUCUUCUUCAGCAUUGGGAUGUUCUAUGGGGUGAAGAUCGUAAUUCUGCUGCGGAUUUCUUGGUGAGUAAUGCUUGUACUUUGUUAGAGGGUGUUCAUCCUGUUGUUCCGUGGCAUAAAGCAGUGUGGUUCCCUGGACAUAUCCCUAAGCAUGCAUUCUGUUUAUGGCUGUGUCCUUAUGCUAGAGAGGUUUGGGAUAGUAUCUUGCAUGUUAUGGCUCUGACGGAUAUGCCUUCCACGUGGGAUCUUUUUAUGAAAACAAUUUCGGAUUCAAAUCAUCGUCCGAAUCGUUUAAAUCAAAAACUUGCGGUAGCAGCUUCGGUUUACUACAUUUGGCAGGACCGAAAUAGACGGCUCUUUACUGGGGAAAGCCGCACGUAUUUGCAACUUGUUAAAGUCAUUGUUGAUGCUAUCUCUAUGCGUGUGGAUUGGUUAUCAAGGAGGCCUGUGUGA